ACUGGUGAACCUGGUUCCUGAAUUCUUGAGCUUCCACUAAAGACACUGAAGUGGGCGAGAUUUUCUACGAGACAAAUUGGUAAUGGUAUCUUUACAAGAACAGUUCGAUUGACUUCCACGACAAACACUUCGGCCUGAGGGAGACAUGGGUCCACCGACAAGAGCAGCGAAGAUGCUCCUACUCAUGAUGACAUUUCUUGGAUUGAUACAGAGAGGCCGAGGGAUUGUGCCGGCAAGUGAUAUGUAUAGUUUUCAAAUGGGACCCCGUAGUGGUACUGAAGAUGGUGGACCUAUUGAAAUCGUUGUGACGAGGACUGGAAUGCACGUUGAUGCCAAUUCUACAGUGGCUGUUGCCAGCUCCGAUGGAACGGCGACAGCCGGUGCAGAUUAUCUUGUGGUGAUGGAAACGUUAGAAUUCCAGCUGACGAGGAACCAAGUUAGUGUUACCGUGACAAUCAUUGACGAUGGUGCCGCAGAGGACACCGAGUGUUUCACACUGACACUGUCAAAUCCCGAUCCCACUGGCACUCUUGGGUCAGCAACUGAAAUUUGCAUCGUCGAUAAUGAGGAUCCUUGUACGUGUCCUGAUGGCUGCCCGGCCGUGCCAUGUUCAAAUGGGGGUACAUGUAUGGAUGCUGGUCAUGGAAUGAAUAACUGUACUUGCCCUUCGGGGUGGAAAGGCGCCACCUGUGACGAGGAAGCCGCAACUUACAAUUUUGAGCAGGCAUCCUACUCUACAAAUGAAGGAGAUGGCCCUAUCGAUAUCACCAUUAUACGCACUGGAGCUUCGGCUUUGGAAAGUACUCUUGUUGACGUUGUUACCUCCGAUGGGACUGCUGUUGCAGGAAUGGAUUAUUCAUCUCAGACUGCCACUCUAAACUUCACAGAUACAAAUAUCACAGUAUUCACGGUCACAAUAAUUGAUGAUGACAGCGCGCAGGACACGCAUUGUUUCACCUUGUCUUUGAUGAAUCCAGAUCCAAGCGAUGGACAAGUUGGUGCUGAUACAGAAAUCUGCAUCAUUGAUGAUGAAGAUCCAUGUGCUUGCACUGGUAAUUGUCCACUCGUACCAUGUUCAAAUGGAGGUAUGUGUAUGGAUGCUGGUCGUGGAAUGUACAACUGUACUUGUGCGUUUGGAUGGAAAGGAUCUACCUGUGCCGAUGAAGCCACGGUAUACAAUUUUGAGCAGGCAUCCUACUCUACAAAUGAAGGAGAUGGCCCUAUUGAUAUCACCAUUAUACGCACUGGAGCUUCGGCUUUGGAAAGUACUCUUGUUGACGUUGUUACCUCCGAUGGGACUGCUGUUGCAGGAAUGGAUUAUUCAUCUCAGACUGCCACUCUAAACUUCACAGAUACAAAUAUCACAGUAUUCACGGUCACAAUAAUUGAUGAUGACAGCGCGCAGGACACGCAUUGUUUCACCUUGUCUUUGAUGAAUCCAGAUCCAAGCGAUGGACAAGUUGGUGCUGAUACAGAAAUCUGCAUCAUUGAUGAUGAAGAUCCAUGUGCUUGCACUGGUAAUUGUCCACUCGUACCAUGUUCAAAUGGAGGUAUGUGUAUGGAUGCUGGUCGUGGAAUGUACAACUGUACUUGUGCGUUUGGAUGGAAAGGAUCUACCUGUGCCGAUGAAGCCACGGUAUACAAUUUUGAGCAGGCAUCCUACUCUACAAAUGAAGGAGAUGGCCCUAUUGAUAUCACCAUUAUACGUACUGGAGCUUCGGCUUUGGAAAGUACUCUUGUUGACGUUGUUACCUCCGAUGGGACUGCUGUUGCAGGAAUGGAUUAUUCAUCUCAGACUGCCACUCUAAACUUCACAGAUACAAAUAUCACAGUAUUCACGGUCACAAUAAUUGAUGAUGACAGCGCGCAGGACACGCAUUGUUUCACCUUGUCUUUGAUGAAUCCAGAUCCAAGCGAUGGACAAGUUGGUGCUGAUACAGAAAUCUGCAUCAUUGAUGAUGAAGAUCCAUGUGCUUGCACUGGUAAUUGUCCACUCGUACCAUGUUCAAAUGGAGGUAUGUGUAUGGAUGCUGGUCGUGGAAUGUACAACUGUACUUGUGCGUUUGGAUGGAAAGGAUCUACCUGUGCCGAUGAAGCCACGGUAUACAAUUUUGAGCAGGCAUCCUACUCUACAAAUGAAGGAGAUGGCCCUAUUGAUAUCACCAUUAUACGUACUGGAGCUUCGGCUUUGGAAAGUACUCUUGUUGACGUUGUUACCUCCGAUGGGACUGCUGUUGCAGGAAUGGAUUAUUCAUCUCAGACUGCCACUCUAAACUUCACAGAUACAAAUAUCACAGUAUUCACGGUCACAAUAAUUGAUGAUGACAGCGCGCAGGACACGCAUUGUUUCACCUUGUCUUUGAUGAAUCCAGAUCCAAGCGAUGGACAAGUUGGUGCUGAUACAGAAAUCUGCAUCAUUGAUGAUGAAGAUCCAUGUGCUUGCACUGGUAAUUGUCCACUCGUACCAUGUUCAAAUGGAGGUAUGUGUAUGGAUGCUGGUCGUGGAAUGUACAACUGUACUUGUGCGUUUGGAUGGAAAGGAUCUACCUGUGCCGAUGAAGCCACGGUAUACAAUUUUGAGCAGGCAUCCUACUCUACAAAUGAAGGAGAUGGCCCUAUUGAUAUCACCAUUAUACGCACUGGAGCUUCGGCUUUGGAAAGUACUCUUGUUGACGUUGUUACCUCCGAUGGGACUGCUGUUGCAGGAAUGGAUUAUUCAUCUCAGACUGCCACUCUAAACUUCACAGAUACAAAUAUCACAGUAUUCACGGUCACAAUAAUUGAUGAUGACAGCGCGCAGGACACGCAUUGUUUCACCUUGUCUUUGAUGAAUCCAGAUCCAAGCGAUGGACAAGUUGGUGCUGAUACAGAAAUCUGCAUCAUUGAUGAUGAAGAUCCAUGUGCUUGCACUGGUAAUUGUCCACUCGUACCAUGUUCAAAUGGAGGUAUGUGUAUGGAUGCUGGUCGUGGAAUGUACAACUGUACUUGUGCGUUUGGAUGGAAAGGAUCUACCUGUGCCGAUGAAGCCACGGUAUACAAUUUUGAGCAGGCAUCCUACUCUACAAAUGAAGGAGAUGGCCCUAUUGAUAUCACCAUUAUACGCACUGGAGCUUCGGCUUUGGAAAGUACUCUUGUUGACGUUGUUACCUCCGAUGGGACUGCUGUUGCAGGAAUGGAUUAUUCAUCUCAGACUGCCACUCUAAACUUCACAGAUACAAAUAUCACAGUAUUCACGGUCACAAUAAUUGAUGAUGACAACGCGCAGGACACGCAUUGUUUCACCUUGUCUUUGAUGAAUCCAGAUCCAAGCGAUGGACAAGUUGGUGCUGAUACAGAAAUCUGCAUCAUUGAUGAUGAAGAUGUAGUCAAGCCUGUCUUUGACCCAUGCCCUCCUGUACUCCAAGCAAGCUACCCAACUGACUUGAACCUCCCAACAGCCGUCGUCAGUUGGACUCCACCAAAUGUAACCGAUAACAGUGGAGGAACUGUCACGGUCGAUGCCAGUCACAUGCCAGGGGAGGCAUUCGACAUUGGAGUAACAAGAAUCAUGAUGAAUGCAACUGAUGAAAGUGGCAACAUGGAAUCAUGCGUGUUCAAUGUCACUGUUGUUGACGACCAGCGACCCAAUGUGACCUGCCCUACUGGCUUCACACUCUACACUGAUCCACAAUUCAAUGUUAGCACUGGUGGCUGGUCUCUGCCUGAUGAUGCAUUUGAUAAUUCAGGUGUCUUCACUGUGACAUCGUCACUGGAUCCUACAGAACCACUGGCUGUUUCUAAUCACCAUGUCUCCUACACUGUUGUGGAUGCAGCCGGCAAUGACAUUAAUUGUGAUUUCUACAUUACUGUGCUUGAUGUAGUCAAGCCUGUCUUUGACCCAUGCCCUCCUGUACUCCAAGCAAGCUACCCAACUGACUUGAACCUCCCAACAGCCGUCGUCAGUUGGACUCCACCAAAUGUAGCUGAUAACAGUGGAGGAACUGUCACGGUCGAUGCCAGUCAUAUGCCAGGGGAGGCAUUCGACAUUGGAGUAACAAGAAUCACGAUGAAUGCAACUGAUGAAAGUGGCAACAUGGAAUCAUGCGUGUUCAAUGUCACUGUUGUUGACAACCAGGAUCCCUACUUUGAGCCAUGCCCAGCUUCGUUCACAGUUCAAACUGACCCACAGCAGAACACCGCUAAUGUGUCAUGGCCGCCUGUCAUUCCGAUGGACUACGUUGCAGUUCAGGAGUAUAACUCCAACUACCAGCCUGGGCACUUAUUCCCAAUUGGUGACACAGACGUUGAGUACAACGUGACCGACACGUCAGGGAAUAAAGGUUCCUGCUUUUUUGUGGUGACAGUUGAAGACAUGGAGUCUCCUACUAUUACUUGUCCCAGUGCAGCCAUUGUUACUGACACAGACCCUCAACGGAGUGUCGCUAAUGUGACAUUUGUCACGACUGCUGCUGACAAUAGUGGGGAGUGGACGGUGUCAUGCACCCCAGCCUCGGCAACCAACUUCCAAGUUGGAGUGCAGAAUGUCAUGUGUAUCGCCACUGAUCCCUCGGACAACACCGAAACCUGCUCAUUUGCAGUCUUGGUAUCAGACAAUGAAGAUCCGGUCUUCGAUACCUGUCCAUCUGAUAUCACACUCAAUGAACCACUGGAGAGUUUCGUCAACUUCACUAUCAUGGUCAACUGGACACGACCCGGGGUGACCGACAACGUUGGCGUGGUUCGAUUGGAUGAAACUCAUGAACCAGGCAGUGUCUUUGGCAUUGGCAGUCACCUGGUUACGUACACAGCCUACGAUGCUGCUGAUAAUAUGGCUACUUGUCAGUUCAACGUCAUUGUGAAUGACGUGCAGCCGCCAGUUAUUACCGGCUGUCCCGUGAACCUUCCUAGGUUCCCAACGGACCCCACUCGGGAUACAGCCAGAGCAUUCUGGGAUGAACCUCAAGCUUCAGACAACUCGGGCAGCGUAACUCGGACCUCUAACUAUGACGUUGGUGAUGCGUUCCCUGUCGGAGAUACCGUGGUGGUGUACACGGCAGAGGAUGGCAGUGGUAACACCGUCAACUGCAGCUUUGUUGUCCAGGUCUAUGAUAAUGAGCCUCCUGCAUUUACUGGCUGCCCCUUCCAAGGAGUCACCAGUGACACAGGUCUGCAGAGCGAUCGUGGAGUAGCUUCGUGGUCAGAACCACAAGGCACAGAUAACGUGGCGGUAGCCAAUGUACAGUCAGACUACCGGCCAGGAGAUAGCUUCCCAUUGGGUGCAACUGUCGUCACAUACACUGUGACUGAUACCGCAGGAUUGGUCGCCGAAUGUGCAUUUACGAUUACCAUUUCGGAUGGUGAGAAUCCCAGCUUGACCAACUGCCCAGCGAGUUUCACUCUAACAGUGGAGUUAGCCACAGACACAGCCGUUGCAGAUUGGACCCCGCCGACUGCCUCGGACAACUCCGGCACAGUGACCCUGUCUACGACCUUUGAACCCGGCCAGUCACUUUUGCCUGGUGAAUACAGCGUGACGUACACCGCAACCGAUCCGGCAGGCCGGACAGCAACAUGUCCUGUCUUCACUAUCACUGUGGAACCAAAUCACAAUGAAUGUUCUCUGCCAGAAGUCAUGGGGGAAUGUUCAUCUCGAGGAUUGACUUGUGUCAAUCAGCUGGAAGGUUACACAUGCGACUGUCCCACCGGCUUUUUCAAGGCUGGAAACUCAGAUACCUGCCUGCAAGGAAGAAUGUUUCGUUUUACUUUCGUCAUUGUGGAGAUCAGCAACAGCCCAGCUGUAUUCACUAACGACCUCACUGAUCCCACCUCAGUUGCGUUUCUUUCACAUCAGAGACGCCUUGAGAACUUGUUCAGUAUUGCCUUCGGCAAUCUAUCCGAGUUCGGCCGCAUCAUUGUCUUGUACUUCUUCAGUGGUAGCAUAGGUGUGGAAGCAUUGAUUUCAGUCAACGGGAACUCCACGGCCAACCAAACGGACGUGGAGAAUUCCAUUGAUGCCGCCAUCUCAGCAGAUGAUUUAUUCUUAAAUUCAGAAUAUAAGGUCACCCCCAGCGCCACUACCUUUUUGGAAGAAGUUUGCCUGGAUGGGUUCUGUGACAAUGGAGGAACAUGCCAACCCAAUGCUUCCAGCUACCUCAGCUCCUGCGUGUGUCCUGCAGGUUUCAGUGGAGACAGAUGUGAGACAGUGAACGAUACCAGCCUCUCAUCUGCAGCUAUUGUGGCCAUUAUCGCGAGUAUCCUGGGUCUUCUCUUUAUCGUUAUUCCUACCGGUAUGCUCGUGUUUCUGACGAUGACGAAAAGAGCAAGGCUGGCUUGGUGGAAUAGGCAACAGAGCGCCACCACGCGCCCAUCUGAGCGGCGCAAGGCAAUGUACGAGUCCCCACACCCUAGGAUAUACCUGAACAAAGGCUUCAGACCGUCCUUGUCGGAAUUUACCAUCCCUUACAUGGCACGGUCCGGGGAGGCGGACAUUCCGCUUCGCCAGAUGAUGUCAAGAGACGAAAGCCUUUAUUACUAAGCUAACAAUUUUUAUUGGCGUGAACUGAGGAAAAAAUCCCAACUUUCUCAAAUAUAAGUACAGUAUACAUUGUUUGGGUUGUUAUUCACUCGAACUCAGGACAUUUCCAAUGGCAAUGGUAACCUCAUUUUUGACCUCCACUCUCAUUAAUGAGUUCAAACUUUGACCAAGCUGCAUUUGGUUCAAACCUUUGAUGUAGAAGCACAAAGCAUUGUCCUCGAGCGUGUAGAAAUUCACGACUGCGUGUGUAGGUUGGGGCAGGGUAUAUAUAAUUUUUUUUUAUUGUUAUGAGAUAUUUAUGUAUUGUUGUGACAAUUUCGUGGGAGAUUUUUUGAAUACAUGUUAAUUUUGUUUUAUUGUAUCUUGAAUAUAUAUUUGUAUAAUGGUAUAAAGCUGCAACGCGGCCAGUGCAACUAAUUAUUCCUGCUUUGCUCUUGACAGUAAUGUAUCAACAUGCUUUGCCGCCUCGCGAACCACAAAAGAUUUAGAAGAGAACAAGGUCGCUGGGUCCGAAACACUUGGCCUACGGUCGGAUAUAUUAACACACGAGUCUACGGGGAGUGGCUGCAGCCGCUAGCCAGUGGCUUUCAUAGGUGCGCGUGUUAUUCCCGGCCGUAGGCAAGUGAUUCGCAUACGGCCUUAGAAAUCACCAACGCACUUACUAGCUAGCAAUUUUUAUAUACAGCCUGUCUAAAAAAAAAAUGGUACAAUCGAAA
Patiria miniata (bat star) is the source of this 7230-nucleotide messenger RNA. RefSeq lists its product as uncharacterized. Lineage: Eukaryota; Metazoa; Echinodermata; Asteroidea; Valvatida; Asterinidae. The transcript has 38 exons. Gene Ontology annotation, molecular function: calcium ion binding. Gene Ontology annotation, cellular component: membrane. Bases 146 to 6514 code for a protein of 2122 amino acids. The record is from RefSeq and is a predicted model, not a curated record. Gene Ontology annotation, biological process: cell communication.